Molecule: messenger RNA, 4815 nt
Organism: Stegastes partitus (bicolor damselfish)
Lineage: Eukaryota; Metazoa; Chordata; Actinopteri; Pomacentridae
Gene: ano5b
Product: anoctamin 5b
Exons: 21
Coding region: 265-3018 (917 amino acids)
Biological process (GO): chloride transmembrane transport
Cellular component (GO): plasma membrane
Molecular function (GO): protein dimerization activity; chloride channel activity
Source: RefSeq, a predicted model, not a curated record
UCUGCCGACUAAAAUCCUCCGUGCCACUCCCCUUUAUGCUGCCUGCCGUCCUCGGGUUGUGUCGGAGCCCAGCAGGGUACAGCUUCACUGGAAUGGGCUCUAAUGUACAGUAUGAUCCAUCUGCCACAAACUGAUCGGACUGAUUGAUUCCAGCGUGUGAUCGGCGGAUGUUGGAUCGCUGGUGGACAGACAGACAGACAGCAGACAGACAGACAGACAUCCUCAGUGAGAAGCUGAAGCCUUCACAAACACACCGCGGCCGCGAUGAGACGGAUCACCGGGAAGACGAAGGAUGAAACUUUGAUCGAGCUGCAGAGCGCCUCAGACUCUCAGGUCGCAGAUGGUCCUGCUGUCUUGACCGCAUUCAAGAUUAACCUGCACCCAGAUGAAAGCAGUGGAAAUGGUCUGAAAGAAGCUCCGCUGCCUGGACAUACAGAAACAGACAAGCUCCAUCCCAACAAAGACACCGUGUUCUUCAGGGACGGCGUUCGCAGAGUCGACUUCGUGCUGUCUUACGUCGACGAUAAAGAUGGAGAGAAGAAGCAGGAAAGAAGGAGAGAGUUUGAGUCCAACCUUGAGAAAGCAGGACUGGAGCUGGAGACGGAGGACAAAUCAGACUCUAAAGACCAGAAGACGUAUUUCUUGAAGAUCCACGCUCCCUGGGAUGUGCUGGCCACCUACGCCGACGUCUUAAAGAUCAAGGUUCCCUUCAAGGAGAGCGACAUCCCUCACGGCCAGGACGUCCCGCUGGAGUGGCUCUCACACCCAUUCCGACUGCCGGGUCACGUCAUGCAUCCACAGCCCGACUACUUCACCUACCCCUUCGACAAAACCAAGACUGACUUCUUCCUCAUCAACGACAAAGACACCUUCUUCCCGCCAUCCACCAGAAACAGGAUUGUGUUCUACAUCCUGGCUCGCUGUCCGUACUACAAAGAGGGUCGCAAAGACAGAGGCAAGACGGGCAUCAAGCGGUUACUCAGCAACGGCACCUACACAGCAGCCUUCCCACUUCACGAUUGUCGAUACUGGAAAAAGGCCAGAAACGCCGAGUGUGAGAGUGAACGCUACAACCUGUACAAGCACUGGGCCAGGUUCCUGUGCUUCUACAAGGAGCAGCCUCUGAACCUCAUCAGGAAGUACUACGGGGAGAAGAUUGGGAUCUACUUCGCCUGGCUGGGUUUCUAUACAGAGAUGCUGUUCUUUGCUGCCGUCAUGGGCCUCAUAUGCUUCACCUACGGAGUGCUCAGUUAUGACGACAACAUAUCAAGCAAAGAAAUAUGCGACGCUGACAUCGGGGGCAGUAUUCUGAUGUGUCCUCUUUGUGAUAAAAAGUGCCCUUUCUGGAAGCUCAACUCCACCUGUCUCUCAUCCUGGCAAUCCCAUCUGUUUGAUAACGAGGGGACGGUGUUCUUUGCCAUAUUUAUGGGGAUUUGGGUAACACUGUUUCUGGAGUUCUGGAAGCGGCGUCAGGCCCGGCUCGAGUACGAGUGGGACUUGGUGGACUUCGAAGAGGAGCAGCAGCAGCUUCAGAUUCGGCCGGAGUUUGAGAUCAGAUGCACCAACAGGAGACUCAACAAGAUCACGCAGGAGAUGGAGCCGUACCUCCCCGUCACCAGCAAGUGCGCUCGCUUCUGCCUGUCUGCAGCCACCGUUGUAUUCUGGAUCUCCCUGAUCGUAGCCUGUAUCAUCGGGGUCAUCGUCUACAGGCUGGCCGUCUAUGCAGCCUUUGCGAGUAUCAUCAAAGACCCGAUGAGGAAGAUCCAGCUGGUGGGCCGGUUCAUCACGCCACAGCUGGCCACUUCUGUCACUGCCUCCUGCAUCAACUUCGUCAUCAUCAUGAUCCUCAACUUCUUCUACGAGCGGGUGGCCGUCUGGAUCACCGAUAUGGAAAUCCCCAAAACCCACCUGGAGUACGAGAACAGGCUGACCAUGAAGAUGUUUCUGUUCCAGUUCGUCAACUACUACUCCUCCUGCUUCUACGUGGCCUUCUUUAAGGGCAAGUUCGUGGGUUACCCCGGCGACUACUCAUACAUGUUUGGCAAAUGGAGCAACCUGAGGAAUGAGGAGUGCGACCCUGGAGGCUGCCUCAUCGAGCUGACCACGCAGCUGGUCAUCGUCAUGACCGGGAAGCAGCUGUGUGGGAACAUCCAGGAGGCCCUGCUGCCGCUGAUCCGUAACUGGUGGAGCGGCAGGAGAGGACGGCACAACCCCGAGAACCACUACAGCCGCUGGGAGCAGGAUCACGUUCUGCAGAACUUCAGCCAGCUGGGCCUGUUCUACGAGUACCUGGAGAUGGUGAUCCAGUUUGGCUUCAUCACUCUGUUCGUGGCCUCCUUCCCCCUGGCCCCCCUGCUGGCCCUGUUCAACAACAUCCUGGAAAUCAGAGUGGACGCCUGGAAGUUCACCACCCAGUUCAGACGGCCGGUGGCGUCCAAGGCCCGGAACAUCGGCGCGUGGCAGGAGAUCCUCAACGCCGUGGCCAUUUUGUCUGUUGUUACCAAUGCGUUCAUCAUGGCGUUCACCUCGGACAUGAUCCCCCGUAUGGUCUACCUGUACGCCUACAGCCCCGAGGCCAGCAUGACGGGCUACGUCAACAACAGCCUGUCCAUAUACAACAUCUCACAGAUCCCAGAGCGCAACAUGCCAGAGGACAGCUGGUCUGAUAACUCCACCACCACCUGCAGGUACCGUGACUACCGUUACCCUCCAGGCCACCAGAGGGAGUACAUGCACACCAUGCAGUUCUGGCACAUCCUUGCAGCCAAAAUGGCCUUUAUCAUUAUCAUGGAACACGUGGUCUUUGUGGUGAAGUUCUUCGUGGCCUGGAUGAUCCCGGACGUCCCGUCAGAUGUGAAGGCGCGGAUCAAACGAGAACGCUACCUGAUCCAAGAGUACCUGCACAACUACGAGGUGGAGCAGCUCAAACUCCAGCUGAGCGCCAGUUUCAUCACAGAGCCGCAGUCGGACGUGACCCUGACGCCGGACAAGCAUGAGGUGUUGUCUGAGUGCCUGUAGCCCCGCCCCCACGCCUCGCACCUCCAACUAACCAAAUCAAGAAUGGACAUAACUGGGAGUUCUCUCUUCAAUGACCACCAAGGGCUUCUGUCUCUGAGAUUUAUAAAACGCUCCUUCUUUAUUUUCUAGCGGACGUGAACGCUGGCCGGGCUGUACUCCUACAUUAGGAUCUUUACAGAGGCGUCCAGAAUAAAAACCCGAUGCAACGUCACAGUUUGUUCUGCUUCAAGUCUGCUUCCCUCAUGGAUGAAACAUUUCUGUGCCAUAAACGAAUACUUGGAAGUUGGAAAAGAAUGUGACCGUCUCUCAUAUAACGUCUUUAAACUGUCCGUUGGUCAGGAAACACAGAAUGUGUGCAGACAGACGCAGAACCUGUGUUUAGAGAGUUCAUGUCAUUCCCUCCAUGUGCUGCCUGUUGUCCAUCCUGUGAGACGAAGACGAGGAGCAGACGACUGAAUAAAACUGGUUGGAAACUCAUAUUUAACUAUGAAUGUAGAAAACACUCAGACUAACAUGUUUAACUAGAAAAGAGAAGAAACUCAAACGUUACUUAUUUCUCAGACAGCUUCACGUUUUCCUUCUUUUCUAAAGCAUUGGUAGCUACCUGACGUCUUUCCACUGAUCUAUAGCUGGACUAUCAGAUUCUCAGCUUGUUAUAUUUCGGGAGAAGCUCUUAAAAACAACUGUGCAUUUAAAAAACCAAGUACCUCUGUCCUGCUGCUCGAUCCUGUAAUCAGAGGAGCGGUGCCGGUCCGGUCGGUCCGAGUUAGGGCCUGCAUCGGCACCACAGCGAGGCAGCGGCUGCAGGCUCAUCUUCCACGUGUUGCCAACUUGCUGCGGGACCAAUUCUAAGAUUUCUACCAAAAGAAGAGACUGAAAAAUGUUGAUCCUCUGUUUUCAUACAAUCAGGUUUGUGUGGAUGAGUUCAGGUCCUGCUCCGGGUGCAUGUGCUGAACUCAGAUGACCUCCGUCUGCGUGGAGAUAAACAGAACAGAGGAGGAUUUCAGUAAACUAAUCAUACUCGCUAGCUGGCCGCGACGUGUUGCUGUAGAUAUGAAGACUUUUCUAUAUAUUUAAAUGGGUUUUAGUGCAAUUAAUUUAUUGAUCUGAUUCUGCUCUGUGACCUGAAGCAUUUGUGUUUAGAGUAACUCCAUAAGCCUUGUUCGAAGGUCUUUAGAAAGUCACCUGUAAGCCCUGAUGUCUUAGACGUGUGCUCUGCAUCGCCUCAUGAGUCGUCAUCAGUUCAGACGUGACAUUAAGUUAUUACUGUGUGAAGGGACCAGACAUGUGAAAACGCUCCUGUUAUCCAGACAUCUGACCGUCAUUUAUCUAAAACAGGACAUUUUAUCCGCCUAUGCUCCAUAUCCAUCUGUAUUUCUGUGCUUCUAUCAGAACCUCUUUGUGUACGUGAUGCCUGCAUCAGAAGCUAUCAAAGCUACGCCUGACUCUCUCUACUCUCAGGACUGAACAUCCUCCAGCGCUGGUCAAGCAUCACUCGUUGCAGACGCGUGCAGGGGGUUCAAACAUGAUCCUGCAAAGAUGCAAGACGUAUUUCCCAACAAACGAAUGCCUUAAACGUCUUUGUUUACUUGUUUUUUGUAUGGUUUUGUAUCGAUGAAGUUUCCUAUCUGAACUCUGAACCCGGUUCGUCUCAUGUGCUGCUGCUGCUGCUCGUCGCUGUUUUCUGCAUGAACUGUUGUUUAUGGAAAUAUUUUGUCAAGUUAUAAAUUGACUGUAGCCUACUGGACAGGAACUUGGCAAAGCUGGUAGUAUUCACAAUAAAGACAGAAAAAACAA